Scutellospora calospora is the source of this 610-nucleotide messenger RNA. Lineage: Eukaryota; Fungi; Glomeromycota; Glomeromycetes; Diversisporales; Gigasporaceae. The record is from the annotation of a GenBank genome assembly.
AUGGAAGGAUUCUUAAAUCAAACGAAAGAAUUCGUAACAUGGAUACAACAAAAUGAACGUGAAUUUUUUGAUGCGAUUAUGAAACUUUAUUGUGUUUUUCCUUUAAUUUUUUUGAGUUCGACGCUCUUUGUAACUGCUCCUUAUGCUCCGAGUAUUUCACCAAUGCAUAUAUCAACCGUGUUUAGUGGUAUAUUUUUUAAUAUUAUUAACGGAUAUACUAAUUCACGUUGGAUCUCAGUUUUUGGUAGAGAUAAUUACCUUUAUAAUGAAAAUCAUCAAGAAAUUUAUAAAUCUCCAAGAUUUAUUUUUGGUGUUAUUAUUUUUUUAGUAGGAAUGAUGAUUAAUGUUCAUCAUGAUAAUAUUUUAUUUUCAUUACGAAGAAAUCCUGAUAAUUCUAUCUCUAAAUCAGAAUCUAUUAAAGCAUCAACUAGUACAAAUCAUUCUAGUAAAUAUAAAAUUCCAAACGGUGGAUUAUUUAAUUAUAUAACAAGUCCAAAUUAUUUUGGUGAAAUAAUUGAAUGGGCCGGCUUCGCGAUUGCGGCUUGGUUUAGUUUACCUGCAGUAAUUUUCUUGAUAGCUACAUUCUCCAAUCUUGUACCGAGAUCGUUAA